AUGGCGUUAUAUCAGAAGAAAGAGAAAAGGGAAAGGCAAGCACAGGGCCACUACACACCUGCGAAAGUGGACCCUCCUUCCCUGGAGGCAUUCAAGAAGAAAGACAACCACGUCGACAGAAAGGAAAAAAUAAAACGAAAGGGUAAGAGAACAUUCGUUUUGAGAAAGACACGGAAGAGAAGUAGUAUGGAUGUCGAGGGAACCAAAACGAGUGGAGACAAAGACGACCUUUUUUCGAAAAAAAAAGUGAACAAUUCGAAGCUGAUACUGCUGUUAGCAAAAUAUAUGCACUCCUGGGACAUAUCAAGGAAGAGUUCCAACGAGGCAAAUUUUUACAGCGACUCGACAUGUGCAUCGUCAAAAAAAAAUGUGCACAUUUGGAAGGCCCAAAGGGAGAAAGAACAACAUAUUUACUCUCAUCAAAGAGUUAUGAAAAAGUGGAAAAACAACUGGAGGUAUGAAAAAGAGAGAGACUUAAAUUUUAUUAAUCAUGUAAACUGCAAUGCGACUGUGGAAGUUCAUUCACUGUUUACCUUCUUUUGCACAAAAUUAAAAAUAAAAGAUAAGGCAUAUUUCGACAAAAAGAAUAUGUUAAAUAAAAUAUCUUCUAAAGGGAAAGGCUCUGGAAUUCAGGAACAGAGCAGCAAGGACUAUUCUACGAAGCUAAAAAAUCAGUACAUUCCAAACAGUAAGGCAAAAAUUAUGAACGACAUUAAGGGCAAACCUAGUAAAGCUCCUCCCCCUUACAAGGCACAAAACAUGCAGACCAAGAACGAUGAACAGGCGUUGGCGGAAAAGGGGCAAGUAUCCCAGGGGGGAAAUGAACAACAUCCCGUUGGGGAUAAUAAUAACGGUAAUAGUAGUGAGAAUGCUACGAAGGCUUUUGAGAUUGACGGAGGAAAAGGAACCCCCGAUGGGGACGAACCGUCUGAAUUAAAUGAAGAACAAUUUGUAGACGAAUUAGAAUUAGAUGAUUUCGACAGCGAUGGAAAUAAAAAAGAAAAGACGUACUACACAGAUAGAUGCAUUCUAGACAAAAGUGUCAAAAGGGUUUCCAUCCUAGACAAGUUAAAUAUAGGACUGGAAGAUAAACAAAAUGGAAAGGGCAUUUACCAAGGAGUGAAAAAGGAGGUGGUGAGUUGCAAAAAUGGGAAAGUAGCAGCGGAUCCGCAUGCAAAUAAAGCGGAGUUAGUGCAGAAUCAGUUUCCCAAUAAGGAAAAGGAGCGCCCACAUGUUGGUAUAGCCAAGGAGGGGGGAGAGAUCGUCAAUUUGAAGGAGGCCCACGGUGCGAGUGCGCCCAGUGCGGUGUGCGCAAAGGAAGGCGCCAGUAGUGGCGGAAAGGGCACCGGAAAGGGCAGCGGCAACAGCGGUAACAGCGGCAACAACGGCAACAGCGGCAUCAAGGUGGGGGAAUACCCAAUAGAAAAUUACAAAAUGCACCCCCCGAGGAAGGGGUCCAUCAAGAGCUCGCCCACGGAGGAGGUCGCCAUGGACGCCCAGCAGAAGCGGCAGAGAGGCCCCUCAGUGAAUGGGCAAACGGGGUAUGCCAAUAACGGCCAAAUGGGGCACGCCAAUAACGGCCAAAUGGGGCACUCCAAUAACGGCCAAGUUCCGUACGGGUUAAGCAACCAGAUGGGGUAUAACCAAUAUGGUCCCCCCAAUUAUCAAAUGAAUUAUGCAGCCAAUUUUUCAAUGAAUGAGCAGGCUAAUUUUCCGGUGAGCGAAUCGGCUACUUUCCCUGUGAGCGAGUCGGCUACUUUCCCUGUGAACGCUCCAGCUAACUGCCUGACGAACGAGGUGGCUAAUUUCUCGGUGAGCAACGAGGUGGGAAUUUACCCCAACUACGGGAAUUACCCCAACUACGGGAAUUAUCCCAAUUAUGGGAGUAACCCCAAUUAUGGGAGUAACCCCGAUUAUGGGAGUAACCCCGAUUAUGGGAAUUACCCCAAUUAUGGGAAUUGUGCGAGUUACCCUCAGUGGGCAAACUACCAACAGUACGGCAACAUCGGCGGGGGCCCAGCUGAGGGGGGAGUGAAGCCAAGCGAAAACAACAUUAACGAAACGAACCUAGUGACGUAUAAUAACCAGAGGAACGUCAAGUAUGAUGAAGACUUCACGCUCAACUAUAUUCUUCGAAAGUGCGAAGACGACGAUAAGUUUUUCUGUAGUAACGAUGAGGAUAGUGCAAACAACGGGACAGGAAAUAAAAACGAGUUGAAGAAAUACACACAAGGCAUGAAUAGGCUAGUAGAGCAAAUGUACUUUUAUGAUAAUUUUUACGACGAAUUCAAAAUAUGUGAAGAGAGAAAAGAAGAUUCGAACAUCACUCAUACCAUUAUCGACACGUCCUUAAAUUUAAAUGUCAUUGAUGAGGAUGCGGAAAUGCAGAAAGGGGGCAAAGACAACCAGGAGUUGAUUUCCCAGAUGGAGUUAAAAAUUAAUGAGCUAGAAAAAAAUAUCGAAGAAUUAAAAAAACAAAAUCAAAUUAAUGACAAGGGAAGGAAUAGCCAAGGAGGGGAAAACGGGGAGGGGGAUGCGGAGAAGAAGAAUGCAAAGGGGGAAAUAGCCGAGGGGGGAAAGAAGUCCAAGAACAGUGCAGUCAUACAGAAACUGAAAAGAGAAAUUGAGAGAAUAAAGAGGGAAAACAUGAGGAAGAAAAAAAAAGCCAAAGAUAAGAGCAAGGGAAAGGGGAAAGGAAAGGAUGGCGCGGAGGCACAAGAAGGAGCACCGCCAAAAGGAGAACAACCUGACAGCGGCAAAGUGGACAACCCCAACCAGGACAACCCCGACCAGGACAACCCCGACCAGGACAACUUCAACCUGGACAACUUCAACCUGGACAACUUCAACCUGGACAACCUGAUCAACGCAGACCAACUGAACACAUUCAAAAACGAAAUUUUGAACAACGUAUACUAUUACAUAUACGAAUCGUACGACCAAAAGGAUUUUGAAGUUUUGGAGAACCUGGCGAAGAAGCACGAAACGAAAGGGAGAAAAAUAACGUACAACGUGAAUUUGCCAAAGCAGAGUUUUAAGCAUAAAAGGACGUCAAGCGCCUGGUUUUUAAACCCCUUGUAUGAAAAUUACAUGCUUGAGAAGGAAAAAAAAAAGAAAAAAAUGAAAAGGGAUGAUUUAUCUAGCUCAGUAUAUGACAAGGUGGAAUUUUUGUUCCACGAAUAUGAACAGGACAAUGUUGUAAAAUUAAAGGAAGAAAAUAAAAGUGGAGCCAUGUCAGAAAUCAGGGAUAGCGAUUUUUCUUUUGAAAGUUUCAUAAGUGAGAAAAAAAAAAUAAAAAAAGACAAAAUUGAUCUGAUCAAAAUGAAGAAUGAGAUUAUCCGGAAAAGGGGAAAAAUUGUUACUACCCUAGAAAGGAGAGAGGACGAGGUGAUGGAGAACUUCGUAAUGGAAGCGCUACAAGGGGGAGUUAAUAAGGAGGGGCAUGGCACAAAAGAGAAACGGAGUAAGGAUCAUCCCCCGAAGGAUCCUCAAGAAGGGGAGGGAAAACCCACGCAGAAUGACGUGGUGAAUGAUUUGUUCGUGGCGAUAAAUAAUUACGUUCCAAACAAGUCCCUAUUUGAUAUUUUCAAUUUUGGCUCGGACGAUGAGGGUGUAGACAACGUAAGGGGGGGUGACGGAUGCAAGGCGGAGAAAGGUGUGACAAACCAAGACGGAGUUGCUCUAAAAAAAGAAGCAGUGAAGAAAGUCCCACCCGAAGGGAGAAAGGGCGUCGAAGAGGGAAGUGCCACAAAAGACGCACGCUCUGAAAGGGAAGACGCAGACGUGAACACCGAAAUUGAGAAGAAACGGAAAGAGAAGGAACUGCUCGAAAUGGAAAUAGAAAACGCUCGGAAAAAGAAAGAGUUGGAGGAGUUAGAGCUGCAGCUGCUGGAAAGGAAGAAAAUGGCCCUGCUAGAGGAUAGGUCAGUCAGGGAGGGCGACGGGGCCGCAAAGGCAGAAGGCGAAGCAGAGGUAGCGAACGAAGCAGAGGUAGCGGACGAAGCAGAGGUAGCAGAGGAAGCAAAGGUAGCGGACGAAGCAAAGGUAGCGGACGAAGCAAAGGUAGCAGACGAAGCAAAGGUAGCGGACGAAGCAGAGGUAGCAGACGGAGCACUCCAAACGGUCAACGAAGUGAGCGCGGCGAGCCCCGACAUGACGCAAAGGACUAAGGGUGGCCAACACGCAGAAAAGGAAAGAGGCGAAAGGGGCACGAAGAAUCAACCGCCACCGAUGCAGGACAACGAAAUAAACGACUGCCUUAAUGACUAUUUAAAGAAACAGAAGAAGAAGGAAAAAAAAAAAAAUAACUGGGCAUUGUAUGGAAGGCCUAAGGUGGAAAGGGAAAGAAACACCAUCCUUAGAAGGCUAUCAACCUCCAAGAGUGACAGCGGGUUUAACGAGUAUGCCUAUUUGGCGGAACGCUUUUUCGAAGCAGUAACGGGUUAUCGCAGUGACCCCGAUGGGUAUGAAUGCAGUGAUGGAGGAAGUGGGGAGGACAGGAAAGGUAAAGCUGGACAGGGACAACAUGGAGAUCAUGGAGAAGGCUCCCAAGAUGGAGAAGGAUAUUUUCCAGAAGACGACACCGCAACGAUCCUUCAUAUAAAUGAAAAGAUGAAAAAAAACGUAGAGCAAAGUGACGCCUUUCACAAAUUGGGGAGACCAAAAUACAAAAAAAAAAGUAUCUAUCAGAGGUUCAAAUCUACUACACACAAUACCAUUUUAAAAAAAAAUAGCUUGAAGAAGAAAAAAAAAUGUAUAAAACGAUCCAUGACGAAAAAAGAACCCCUCAAAUUUUAUGAAGCAAAUGAAGGAAUCAUAGAAAGGACGAAACUGAAGUUAAAGGAAAAACUAGCCAACAAAGGCAAACACACAUUUUUAGAUAACCUUUUAGGGAACAAUAAAACCCAAUCCGGGGAAAACCAAAAUGAUGCAGACCCUAAUUUUAUGAAGAACAGGAUGACCGAUUCGACAUCGCAGAGUGGAAAUGGGGAAAACAAAAAGUUAGAUUUGAAAUAUAAGAGGAAGUUAAUUUACCAGGCACUGGGGAGUAGCAGCGAUGGGGGGGAUGCAGAUGGAGGAAGUGAGCAGGAAGAAGGGAGGAAUGAGGAUUUGUUGAGAACCGCGGAGGAGAAGCGGUUGGAGGAGAUGAAGAGGAUGGAGGAGAUAAAGCGAUUAGAAGAGGUGAGGCAGUUAGAGGAGAUGAAGCUGUUGGAGGAGAAGAAGCGGAUGGAGGAGAAGAAGCGGAUGGAGGAGAAGAAGCGGAUGGAGGAGAAGAAGCGGAUGGAGGAGAAGAAGCGGAUGGAGGAGAAGAAGCUGUUGGAGGAGAAGAAACGGAUGGAGGAGGAGAAGCGGAUGGAGGAGAAGAAGCGGAUGGAGGAGAAGAAGCGGAUGGAGGAGAAGAAGCGGAUGGAGGAGGAGAAGCGGUUGGAGGAGGAGAAGCGGCUGGAGGAGGAGAAGCGGCUGGAGGAGAUGGAGCGCAUGGAAGAGGCGAAGCGGGCGGAAAAGGCAAGGCGCCUGGAAGAAAUGAAACGGCUGGAAGAAAAGCGGCUAGCUCAGGUGAAAAAAAAGGUUGAGUUGAGGCGGAUGCAGGAAAAGAGGCUAAGUAAGGCGAAACGGGAAGAGCAUCAAAGGGGAGAAGCAAAAAGGACGGAACAGAAGGCUGAACCGGGACCAAUAGAAAUGACCCCGGGAGAGGAAGAUAAAAAAAAGGAAAAGACACAACAAAAAAAGGACCUAUUUAAUAACAUUAUGAAACAAAUUUAUACGGUGAACCCCCUAGCCUACUACCUAAAGGAGGAUAAGGACAAAGACGAGAAGGAGAAACGUCACGAGGGAAAAACAGACAGCGACGAAAUGGAUGGAAAAGUGGAAGGAUCCUCAUUGGAGGUAGAUAACGCGAAAGGUACGGAGAGGAAUAACUUGCUUGAUGAAAAAAAUCAUUUAAAUAUCGAUAGAAUGGGAGAGCAUGGGGAGGAAGUAACCACUGCAUACAAUAACAACGAUGUGGAGGAUGACCAAACGAGGGAGGUGAAACAUCUACAGAAUCUUUCUUGCGCAAAGAACUACUCCAUUUUUGAGAAAAUGGAAAGGCAAAGGAAGAGGAGCUUUAGGGGGAAGACAGCCAUGAAUGGCAACAAAGGCGGUUUCAAUAAACUUGGGAAGAGGGACUUGUCAAAAAACGCCUACGUGAACAAUUCUGUAAUAAUCAGCCAUGUCAUAGGUAGGGGGAAGAAUGAAGAGCAACAUGUGCUGAGUGAACAGGGGGGGAGGGACUCUGUUGGGGAGGAGACGGACGGUGAAGCAUCGCAUGGUGAAGCAACGCAUGGUGAAGCAUCGCAUGGUGAAGCACCACAUGGUGAAGCACCGCAUGGUGGGGUAGAAAACCACUUGGAAAAAACGCGUGACGACCCGAUCCGUAUAACCAUACUGGAUGAGGAGAAAAAGAAAAAGCUGCUAAAAAUGAGAAACCUAAACCUCAAGUACAGCAACGUACGUGAGGGAAAUCUAUGUAGUAUGGUAGGGGACGACUUGGGGGAAGGAGUCUCAGUGUCAAGUAAGGUAGAUGAGUUAUUUGACGUGGAUGAGGAGGAUUUCUUCGCAACAGAAACGGAGGACUCUUUUUUGAAAAUCGAAGAUGAGGAGGGGGACGAGGAGGAAGUCACCAUGGAAGAUAUAAAAACACACGUUUAUAGAGAACUGUACGGUGGGCGUGGGUAUGGGGGAGGAGGAAAAAAUAGCUUAGAGUUGUCAUCUCUGUGGGCCGAUGAAUCCCCCCAAGGUAACAGUUCCCCGUUUUAUUCGGAGGAACUAAAAAACUUGAGCAGUUACGAUUUGUACAGGAAGCAGAUAAGCACAGAAGAAGGCAUGUGGAGAAAUGAAAAACGACUGUCCCCAAAAAACGAAUCGGUAAGUAGGAGCAGUGCAGAGGUAGAACCCAAAGAUAACAUUUCGAAAAGUAGUCAAGAUGCCUACUUUGAUUUUGAAAAAAAAAAAAUUUUUAACAUGGAAGAGAAAUAUAAAAUAUAUGGAAAUAGUAUUAGUGUCUUAUCUAGUCACGAUUCGAUUCUUGAUUGGAGAAAACGGUAUUACUUGGAUUCGUUGAGAAGUCACUACGAUGAAGGGAGCGACCCCUUCACUAAUUACUCCUUCGAAAAAAUAGACACACGAAAUUAUCACCGUGAGAGAAACUUUAUACCUGACAAACACCAUAGCGGCACUGAACAUGAGAUCCUUACGAGGGUGAUGAAAAAUUUGAAUGGCUUGAAUAAGAAGAUCAAGUCUAUAGAAAUGAGUUACCACAAUGGAAAGAAUGAGCGGGGAAACAUGUCGGGAGGGGUGGAGGAAUACCUUCAGAGGCGGCGCUCCAGCAAGGUUCGCCACGUUGGUGGUCUCCAUGCUGAUGGGGACAACACUCGUAGAUACCACGCUGGUGGCCACUAUACGGAUGCUCACCAUGACGACCUUUCCUCGUUUUCCCUUUACCAUAGCAAAACACAGCCGCACAUAAACACCUCGAAGAUUUUCCAAAGGGCGUACUCGCGCCAGUAA
This is a messenger RNA of Plasmodium cynomolgi strain B, 7548 nucleotides long. RefSeq lists its product as hypothetical. Lineage: Eukaryota; Apicomplexa; Aconoidasida; Haemosporida; Plasmodiidae. The transcript has 2 exons. The record is from RefSeq and is a predicted model, not a curated record. The coding region runs from base 1 to 7548 and encodes 2515 amino acids.